This is a messenger RNA of Eimeria tenella, 702 nucleotides long. RefSeq lists its product as uncharacterized. Bases 1 to 702 code for a protein of 233 amino acids. Lineage: Eukaryota; Apicomplexa; Conoidasida; Eucoccidiorida; Eimeriidae. The record is from RefSeq and is a predicted model, not a curated record. The transcript is spliced from 4 exons.
AUGACAGAAAGCUUCUUUUUGCCUUCUCCGUACUUUAAAGCUUUAGAAAAUGCUCGGAGUUGGGUUUCUGCAGUGGACUGGAAGCAGCAAGAGUCCGAAGUCCUGGAGCUGCUUUCGCGGAUUCGCCAGAAGCUGACGAAGCUGCAAAUGUGGCAGAGCCACGGCGAAGCGCUGGGGGCCCCCCAGGGGCCCCCCAAGCGCAGGUGCAGCAGCUGCCGCUGCAGCUCCCCCUCAGAAUGUGAGGAAGCAGCAGAAGCAGCAGAGGCAGAAGCAGAAGAGGCAGCAGCAGCAGAAGAAGGGGCCCCUGAAGAGCCUGACAGCCAGACUCCUGCGGCCCUAGAAGACUCUCAAAGCCAUUUACACAACAUGUACAGCGACCCCGAAGCUAGCCAAUGCUCGAGGUCGUGGCUCUGCUGGCAUUCGUAUUGCUUCGACGACCGGACACAGACAGAACGUGACCUUCUAAGCAAGACGCACACAGGCCUGGAAGAGCUGGGACGCGCAAUGGACUUGGAAAUGGCUGCAGUGCCUCUCAACUGCAGAGAAGAUGAUGAUGUGCAAACCACUUCGGAUGUGCUCGCGCUGGGAGUGGGGACUGUGGAAAGAUAUCUUUGCUGCCUUUCGCUAAUUGCAGAAAGUCACCUCGAGACUUCUGCGGAGCUGCGCAUUCGAAAGCUGCGCAAACGAAUUCUGCGGCCUUGA